AUGCAGUUGAAGGGAGAGGAGAUGGAGGGCCGCUGGCGCCCUGUGGCGCGUCUUCUCGCUCUUCUGCUGGCCUGUCUCCUGCUGGCGUCUGUCGCGUUUCUUCCGCGCGUCGUACGAGCGCCGCACCGAGAAGGUCAAGGCGCUUCCUCGUCCCUUCGUUCCUCUUCUCCCUCGUUGUCUUGUAUUUCGCUGUUUCCGUCAGCCCCGUCUUUCGCGCUAGCGUCUUCUGCCUCUUCUUCGGCGGCCUCGUGGCCAGCGCCGCUACCUUCUCUGUCGUUCGCCAGAGGCGAUCCUGGUGCUGGUUUGGGUGGGGGAAGGGCUGAGCGAGCCGCGUCCUCGUCGCUGUUUUCAGCCUUUCCGGUGUGGUCUGGAAGGUCUCCUUCUGCCUCAGCUUCUGCGGACCUUUCCGCUUCAGCGUCUGUCGAGGGCAAUGGAGGCGAGGCGGGGGAGGCGGAGAAGGGACAACUCGCCGAGUCGCCCUCGUGGCUUUCCUCUUUCGCGUUUCUUGGGUUUGAACGCGCGUCUCCUUCCUUGUCGUCUUUCAGCUUCAGCUCGCGGCUGGGUGCGUCUGCGUCUCUGCUCCCGUGUCUCCCCGUCUCUCCCUUUUCAUGGCUGACUUGUGCGCUCGCGCCCCCCUGCUGGUGGUCAGGCGCUUUGCGGGUCGUCGGUUGCAGUCUCCACUCCCUCCUCGAGGUCUGCCUUGCCCUCGCGCUUGUCGCCGCACAGGCGUUCUUCUUCCUCUGCACCUCGCUUGGGCGCGGGCUUCUCUCGGCUCUCCUCUGGAUGCUCGCCGUCCCUUUCUCGUUGUCCAUCAACGGCGUGGCGACUGGCGCUGCCCUCCUGGGGACGGCCGCAUGGUGCUAUCUCGACCUGACGAACUUGUCGCGAGUGAAUCUCUACUUCUGUGGACCAUUCAUGACGUCCACGCUUCAGCAGUGCGAGUUCGUUCGUCGCUCGUACCGCCCACCGUUCUACGUCUUCGCCACCGCGCUGCAGCACUUCUUUCUUUUCCUCAGUCUUCAGCCGCGGCAAGCCCCCUCGCGUUCAUCUUCUCACAGCGCACUAUCCGACGGCGCUCAGGCGCUCUACUGCGGCGCGCUGCAUGCUCUCCGCUCGCUUCCGCAUCGCCUCGCGUCCUGGCUAGGCGCAUGCCUUCGCGGCGUCCUUUCGUCUCUCCGUCGCCGAUUGAGCACGGCUCCCCACACAGAUGGGUCGCGGAAGACGCCUGCGUCGCCCGCGUCGCCCGCGUUUGGCAGUGCGCUACCCGCCUCGUUCGCCUCACUGUCGGCUGCCGUUUUGUCGCGCUCGCCUCUGUUUCGCGCGCCCGCAGGCGCGUGGCUUUCCGCGCUCGUCGCGGCGCUCGCCUCGCUGUGCAACAGUCUCACCCUUUUUGCGAAUCUGCCGCAGCGGCCUGCCCUCGCCGCCCACCGGCAGCUGCUGCAGCACCCGGUUACCGGCGCAAUUUCGGCUGUCGACUGGAUCUUCUUGCCGACGUUCGCCAUGGCCGCCUUUUCUCUGCAGAAACACAAACAAGAAACCCGCGAGCGUGCGCAGCGCCUGCGGACUGUGGCGCGCCCGGCGGGCGAGGCAGCGGCCGCUGGGAGAGGCGCGAGCGACCGCCAAGGGCGAGGAGAGUGCGCCUCAGGCCGGAGCGAGCCUGAAGCAAGGCCAGCGGCGCGAGCCGAGCGAAGACGGCGCACGGGCAGACGCGCGGAAGCCCCACGACGGGUGGAAAGGUGCGCGGCGCCAAGUGACGACGAGCGGCGCGACGGCGGAAAAGAGGCGCUGAACGAAGGGCGAAACGCCGUGCUGCGAGCUGAAGAGGCGCGGGUUUGGCGAAGCACUGACGCAGGACGCGACGACCGUCGCCAGGGCUCGCAGCGAAGGAGGGAGCUGCGAGGAGACGACGACAACGGCAGGCCUCCAUGCGACCCUCGUAAAGGGAUUCGGCGUGAAGGCUCGGCGUCUGAAGCAGGGCGUUGGAACCCGAGGGAAGACGCUGCAGAAAAAGACGAUGAAGGCGAGCGGCGCUUUCCACGAGAUCGACGCGGGGGAAAGGCAGAUGACAUCCCCCCUCACAGCCCGUAUCUCCACUUCCGCGGCUUGAUUUUCAUCGUCGGCGACGAGUUCAUGACAGGCUUAGGCGGAGCAAAAACUGCGUUUCUUCCGAUCUCAACAUCGUCGUCCGAUGGCGAGGUCCUGGCGGGCGGCGACGCAGAGCUGCCGUCGGCCUGCUCCAUCCAAACCGCCUCGAUCGCCGACGCGGCGGCGCGGGCCGGAUUCAUUUGUUGCGUGCUGAGACUCAGCGCGCACCGCGCCGCCACGGGGGGGUCGCUGCAGGCCUAUCUGAGGCAGCGCUCAAAGGGCCGCGAGACGGAGCAAGCACGUGCGCAGCGCCUGCGGAGAGAUGGGGCGGCUGCCGAGGCUGGGCGAGCGGUGAAUGCAGGGGAUGGCGCGCCUGGGCUGCGGGACGAAAGCCAAAGCGAAGACGAAGAGAGGGAGUUGCUGCCGCCGCUAUCGAUGAGCGGCAGCGGCGGCCUCGCCGAAGAUCCCAGCGAGGAGCUGCGACUCGUCAUGUCUUACGUCCACUCACUCUGUCCUCAUCUGCCUAUGGCGGCGAUAGGCCUCUCUCACGGCGGCAACACUCUCCUGCGCCUCCUGUCUCCUCUGUCUCCUUCCGACCGUCUCUUCGCCCGUGCUGCGCAGCCCUCGCCGUCAGCCGCGUGCGCCCUCUCGUCUCCUCCGUUCGCGCCUCAUGCUUCGCCAUUUGAUCUGAAGGCCGCCUCUUCUGCCUCCACUGCCUCUACGCCUUCGUCUGCGCGUCACGCGUUGCCGGAUAGGGCUCCAGUGGCCGCGGUCGCGCCUCCGGGGGUCGCGCUCCAGCCGACAGUUCUGCCCCCCGCGUGCUGCGGCUGUUGUCGCGGCUUCGGGCCCUUUCCGUGUGCGACGACGGCUCUGGCCUACGAGCAGCGGCGGGCGGAGAGGAGACACGCUCGGCUGCAAAGCGGGGGGGCGGCAGAAAGAGAAAACCACACAGAAAGCGGCAGACACAACGCGGCGCGUCGAGGAGCGGAGAGAGCGCUCGCCGAGAACGCAGGCGACUCUCUGGCGGCGAGAGAAAAAGAAGAGGGGAGGCACGGAGACGCGCGCGUCGCAGCUGCGGAUGCCGCAUGCAAAGGGACAGCACACGUCAACGAACUGGCUUAUGAAAGGAACCCUUUGCGAACCGAGCAGGAGCUUGAGGGGAACUCCUCGAGAGAGAGGCGAGAGUGUGCAUGGGGGGACGAACGUCACGGCCAAUUUUCCGCGGAGGGAGGGAACGAUGUAAGCGACAGAGCGCCACGAAGGUUUCAGGCACUCGCGUCUCCUCGCGGCGCUGAUGGCGGCCCUUCCCCCCGCGACGCCGAGGUCAACGCAGAGGCGGAAGGCCGCGCGAGAUCCGCAGAAGAGCAGGAAAGAACAGCGAGAUGCGGAGAAGCGGCCACAGAGGGGAGACGCUCAGCGGAGUUGGGCGUCGCAUACCAAAGCGGCAGUGGACGCGGAAUGGCUCCUCUUACACCACCACGCCGGACGGAAGAUGCAGCAAUUGGCAGCGCCACUGCCUCGCACGCGCGUGGAGGACAAGAAGAAGAAGGCGAAGCGCUUCCCCCGCAGCGCACCCACGGAAAACCAGGCGCAACUGACUGCCAGACGCCAGCAGAGGAGGUUCAGACGGGGGGAGCCGUUGAGGGCGACAGCGGAGAAGGCGGCGUGGAUCGUUCAGUCUGCUCGGGAGGCCUUGCUGUGGAUGGAAGUCCCGUGCGCGCGGCUUCAGGAGAGGCUGGGGCUCCGCUGGCGGCCAGCAGCGAGGGCGGGGUGGCCUGUACGGAAGAAGAUGAGGCAGCAGCGUCUCGGCGGAAAAGGCGCAGUGAUCGGCGGGCACAACUGGCUUCGUCAUCCUACUUGCGGACGAAACUGCCAGGGGGGCUUCCAUUCCCUCACGUCUUCCCGUCCAGCGCCGUCAGCGCGUCCUUCGGCCCCGCGCGAGGGCCCUCGCCUUCUCGCAGCUUCAGCUUGUUCUCUCAAGGCACCGAGUCCUCUGACUCGAGACACCUCAAAGGGCAAACGGAGGCCACGGCGGGCGCCUCCGCCGUGGUUGGUCAGCAGAAGUCUCUUUCAUCUUCUUCGCUGGCGUCGUCGCUACAAGUCGCCUCCACAGGUGCUGCCGCGCUGAGCUAUUUGGGCGGGCUGUGGAGUCGCGCCUCGGCCGCCCGCAAGCGGAAGAGGCCUUUCACGGCGUCUGCUGGCGACGCCGCGCUCUCGUCUGCUUCGCGGGAUGCAUCCGAGGCACCAGACACACGCCCCGAGCAGUUCGCAGCCCCGGCUUUCGCCUCAGCAGCUUCGUCUGUGUUGCCGUUGUUGCCCUUUGGUUCAGGCCCGUCCUCGGGCGCGCUCCCUGCCGGCCUCCCGCAGGCGCCGAGCGCGCCCGCGGAGGCGCAUGCGCUGUCGGCACAGAGUGUCUCUGUUCAGCCGCACGUGGGCCUUCAGGGCGGCCCCGGCCGAGACGCAGCUGGCCUUCAGGGGCUUCACUCUUGGGCUCUGCAGCCUGAUCCAGGAGUCUCUAUCGCGUCGAUUCUGAGCGCAGUCGUCUGCGUAGGGCCUCUCCUGGACAUGCAUCAGAGCAGCGAGCGGCGCAACGCGUCGUUCGCCGGCCUCUUUGACAGGCUAUGCCUCGAGGCGUUGGCUACCGACGGCCUCGUGUCGUGGCUGCACGGUCUCGCUAGCUGCCUAGCGGCUGCGUUCGCCAGCCCAGCAGGCGCGAAAGAACAAAAGCGAACAACAGCUUCGAGGGUCAACAGGCAGGAAGGUGAGGACGCGUCUCCCCGGAACUUUCGAGGUUGUUAUGGCUCCGAGAGUGGAGAGGAAGCGGGACAUAGCGGCACACCCCCUCCGGUGGCGCAGUCUGCCAACUCCCCGACGCGCAGACUGAUGUCCCUUCCGCCUUCGUUCCCCUCGCAUUUCUGCUGCCCUUGUGCCUUGCAGCGAUGGCUCGCUGCGUACGCGGAGGCCCUGUUUUUCGAAGGGGCGCCGCACCCCCCUUCUUGGGAGGCGCCUGACCAUCGAGGGCCUGGAGCCUUGGGCUCCUCAGCAGACGGCGACGCUGUUUAUGAUGCGGCCGCAUGGCCUUGCAGGGUGAAGAAACGGCAGCCCCUCCUCGCGUGCCGAAGCAGUUACGAGGUGGAUUGCUGGCUGGCUCAAAACGCUCUCCGCCUGGAAAAGGUGCAGCUACUCUCGCCGUGCGACCGCGGCCCCGCGGACGCGGCCGCUCCGCGCCGUCCGGUGCCCCCUGCGCCGGUCUCCGGCGCACAGGCGCGCGGCGGCUGGGUCGUCCCCUCUCGAGGCGCGAUUGAGCCUGCAGGCUCUUCUACCUGCGGGAGGGAGAGCCUCCCGAGCCGCUCAGCCUGCGCGAGCCCGGCGCAUGCGGAGUGCGCCAGUCGGUUGGGAAGAGACGAAGAUGCCAGAGAGAGCGAGAGCGGGAGCGAGUCGCACUCCUGUUCAGUUUCGGCGGUCAGUGAGGAGGAGACGCACGUCGAGCACUCGAGACCGUGGUGGAAAGGCGAGGACGCUCCGCACACGCGUCCGGCGGUCUACUGGAGGUUGACGCCGAGAUAUCCAGGAGGUGUCUCCGAGUUCUACGACGACUUCUCGGCCGCCGCUGCGAGGCUCGACAAACUUCCCGUUCCCGCGCUCAUUUUCAUGGCGAUGGAUGACCCUAUUAGCGACUUCAAAGCCGUGGAUCUGUUCGCCUGCUGCCGGAACGCAAACGUCGCCUUCGCGGUCACCCAGACCGGCUCUCACUGCACUCAUCUCGCAGGGUCAAAGCCGCGGGUUUUCUUCGCGCGGGCAGCCGUUGAGUUCCUCACGAAGGCGCUGACGAGUUGUACCUGGCCGCUGCCGCGGGGGUCGCCGACGGCGAAAAGCGACGGCAGGGGAAAAGGCCUCGUUCCGCGCACGCCCAGGGGUGGUGCAGGCCUCGGCGGAGAGGACACGUCGCCGCAGCGCUGCAAGUGGUGA
Messenger RNA from Besnoitia besnoiti, 6054 nucleotides. RefSeq lists its product as uncharacterized. Bases 1 to 6054 code for a protein of 2017 amino acids. Lineage: Eukaryota; Apicomplexa; Conoidasida; Eucoccidiorida; Sarcocystidae. Gene Ontology annotation, molecular function: monoacylglycerol lipase activity; short-chain carboxylesterase activity. The record is from RefSeq and is a predicted model, not a curated record. The transcript has 5 exons.